UAGUACAAGAUGGCAGCGCCCAUGAACAAAGAUGAAUCUGGAGAUCUGCGUUUGCGUGAUGAUAUUCAAGAAAAUGAAACAACUUUGGCGCAGACUCGAGUGUGUAACUUGUGCGUGAAAGUCCAGGCAUCAUACACCUGCCCAAGAUGCAACAUUUCCUAUUGCUCCCUCGCCUGUUACAAGAGCGAGAAACAUUCCGAUUGCUCCGAGUCGUUCUACAAAAACAACUUCAUCCAGGCGCUGAAAGAAACCAAAGGAAGCUCUGAUGACAAAAAGGCUGUGCUGGAGAUGCUUUCCAGGCUUGACGCAGAAGAAAUUGGUAAUGACAGCGAUGAUGAUGAUGAUGUAGAUGAAAGUGAAGGGACUGAAAGUCUGGAGAAAAGACUAGCUGGUCUCGAUCUUGACAAUGAGCCUGAUAAAGUGUGGGAGAAGUUGACGAAGCAAGAGAGGCAAGAGUUUGAAGAGGUCGUGCGUGCGGGAGCUUUGGGAUCUAUGCUGGAACAAUGGACCCCCUGGUGGACCAAGCAUGACCGGGAACUCAUCAGUGAGGUAGAGGAGGAAACACACAAGAAGAAAGGGUCAAAGGUCACCACCUCUGACCCUCCCAUGCUGCUAGACUCUGUCCCCAGGCUUUCUGAGCUGCUCAAGACACCACCAUCGCCUCUCAUGGUCUUCAAUAUGAUCAAUGUGCUAUAUUGCUAUGCUUUUGUUGUGAGAUUUUACAAUGGAUCACAUAUGGACAUACCGCUACAUGCAUGCCAGUGCUUUCUAGAAGUGUGUCCUGGAAUGUCGGCUAAUGUCAGUUUUUCAUCGACAGAGGAUGCUAUUGAAAGUGCAAUACAGACCAUUACUCAGCUGAAAUCUGUCUCAAGCGAAAGGAAGCAUUUGGUUUCUCUCAUCCAGGAUGUCAUUCAUAUCAUGCUUGGUAGAAGCAAAUCGUCUCCAUCUUUCUAUGUAGAAUCUGCAUUAUCAGACCUUCAUCAGCUUCUCAAACAAGCAAAACUGAUAUACAAAGUGCCAGAAACAAGUCGCUCUGAUAUCAAGAAAUCCAAAUCAGCGAUGUUCCUAGCCAAGAAGAAGGUGACCUUUUAUCUAGCUUGGGUGAGGGAGAACAGAGGAGUCAUGAAAUUGAAGGCUGCUGAAGUCAAAGUGCUACAUAAAACCAUGGAGAGGGAUGUACAGAAACACGAGUUGGUGAAGGCUGGAGUAGAGAAAAAUAUUGCGGCAGUGCAACCUAGAAAAACCAGCAAGCUUAUUGAAGAAAUCAGCUGACCUCUCCAUUAAACAGUUGGCCACGAUGAUGAAGGAAGAACUUUCAUUUAAUUACCCAUGUAAUGUUUGGAGCUUAAACAUGCAAAGACUGGGCCAUUUUUAUGCGUAACAAGACUGAGGGGGUGCUGAUUCAGCCCCCCCCCCCUUCCCUCGGAACAUAGCCAUUGACUGAGCGAUUGUGACAAAAACUGGCACGCAUGUUACCCAAGGCAUUAUCUACAAAACUGGUUAAGUCAAAUUCACCACAAAAUCUCUUUAUGUAAACUUAGACAUGAAAUCAUAGGUUUGCUCUUUAUGUAUUAGUAAAUAAAGCUCUGGAAAUGUCAUUUGUUUACCAACUCUUUGUAAGAUUCUAAUGAAAUUUUCCUGUACUUUAGGAAAGAUGUGUAUCAAUUUUUGCUAUACAUCUUUGGGGGUGAAACAGACCGCUGCCCCAGUAUUUUUAGGGGUAACUUAUCUUUCAUUGCUAUGAAAUAGUAUCGAGAUCAGAAUUUAUAACUGGACCUACAGUAAAUUUGCCAAUGUUGUUCUUCCGUCGUCCACCUGCCACAUGUUGAAUAUUCAGCCAAUUUAAGGUCAUUUUUAAGCAAAUUAUGCUAAAAGUGUUUUACAUACCUCUUUCCUGUCAAUCGGAUAGAUUUCUUUUAUCCCAAAGGUUUGACUCCAGCAAACUUGCAUUUUUAUCUUUGGGUUUAGAGCAGAAAUCUGAUUUCGUGUAUAAAUUAGCAUAAUCAAUGAAAUCACACAUUUUUUUGAAAAAAUCAGUUAUGCAUACCAGCUGUAAUUUUGUUGAUUAUGCCACAGGGUCUGCCUAUUUUCAGCGCAAUCGGGUCGGAAACAGACAAGUUCCUGAGUUGUAGGUGAUUUACUGUCUCAAACAGAAUAUUUUUACAUUAAAAAAGAAAUUGUUACAACAAAA
This is a messenger RNA of Lytechinus pictus (painted urchin), 2191 nucleotides long. Its product is annotated as zinc finger HIT domain-containing protein 2-like. NCBI's taxonomy places the organism in Eukaryota, Metazoa, Echinodermata, Echinoidea, Temnopleuroida, Toxopneustidae. Bases 10 to 1272 code for a protein of 420 amino acids. The transcript is spliced from 10 exons. The record is from RefSeq and is a predicted model, not a curated record.